Messenger RNA from Odobenus rosmarus divergens (Pacific walrus), 2574 nucleotides. RefSeq names its product sestrin 2 (gene SESN2). Gene Ontology annotation, molecular function: L-leucine binding; oxidoreductase activity, acting on peroxide as acceptor. The transcript is spliced from 10 exons. The record is from RefSeq and is a predicted model, not a curated record. The coding region runs from base 418 to 1863 and encodes 481 amino acids. Gene Ontology annotation, biological process: positive regulation of macroautophagy; cellular response to leucine starvation; negative regulation of TORC1 signaling. Gene Ontology annotation, cellular component: nucleus. NCBI's taxonomy places the organism in Eukaryota, Metazoa, Chordata, Mammalia, Carnivora, Odobenidae.
UUUGUGUCCCCGCCCUCCCCCGGGGACCGCAGCAGGCUGAGCGGCACUGCUGGUGUCACAGCCGGGCGAGCGCUGGCAGUUCCGCGGCGGGGAUGCUGAAGAGGGCUGGGGUGGCGAGCAGCCGUGGCCACUGCGGACUUCCGAGGCACUCCGGGCCGUGAAAACCCCUGGGCCGCGGCCAAUCCCGGGCUCCUCAGUCCAUUCACCGUUCCAGAAGCCGGCCGAGGGGAGAGUCCAGCGGAGGAGCAGCUGUUCGCGGGUUCUGGGCUUUCGAAGCGUUCUGGAACCCCGAGAGACACCCUGGGGCUCUAGAACCUCCCCAGCGGCCCCCAAUCCCGGCUUCCUGUGUGCGUCCGUCCCAAACCCCCUGGGGUGCACGGGUCGCCGGCGAGCCGUGGCCGGAUCCUGGCACACACCAUGAUCGUUGCAGACUCCGAGUGCCGCGCAGAGCUUAAGGGCUACCUGCCGUUCGCCCCGGGCGGUGGCGGCGGCGGCCCCGGGGCCGGAGAGGAGCAGAGGGAAAGCCGGGCUCGGCGAGGCCCUCGAGGGCCCAGUGCCUUCAUCCCGGUAGAGGAGGUCCUUCAGGAGGGCGCAGAGAGCCUGGAGCAGCACCUGCGGCUGGAGGCACUGAUGUCCUCGGGCCGGGUGGACAACCUGGCGGUGGUGAUGGGCCUCCACCCUGACUACCUUAGCUGCUUUUGGCGCCUGCACUACUUCCUGCUGCACACGGACGGGCCCCUGGCUAGCUCCUGGCGCCACUACAUUGCCAUCAUGGCUGCCGCCCGCCACCAGUGUUCCUACCUGGUGGGUUCCCACAUGGCUGAGUUUCUGCAGACUGGCGGUGACCCAGAGUGGCUGCUUGGUCUCCAUCGGGCCCCGGAGAAGCUCCGCAAGCUCAGUGAGAUCAACAAGUUGCUGGCACACCGGCCGUGGCUCAUCACCAAGGAGCACAUCCAGGCCUUGCUGAAGACGGGCGAGCACAGCUGGUCUCUGGCGGAGCUCAUCCAGGCCCUGGUCCUGCUCACCCACUGCCACUCACUGGCCUCCUUCGUGUUUGGCUGUGGCAUCCUCCCUGAGGGGGACUCAGAGGGCAGCCCUGCCCCCCAGGCCCCUUCACCCCCCAGUGAGCAGAGCAGCCCACCCAGCAGGGACCCAAUGAACAACUCUGGGGGCUUUGAGGCUGCCCGGGACGUGGAAGCUUUGAUGGAACGCAUGAGGCAGCUGCAGGAGAGCCUGUUAUGGGAUGAGGGAGCGUCCCAGGAGGAGAUGGAGAGCCGCUUUGAGCUGGAGAAGUCAGAGAGCCUUCUGGUGACUCCCUCAGCUGACAUCCUGGAGCCCUCUCCACACCCAGACAUGCUAUGCUUUGUGGAGGACCCCACUUUUGGAUAUGAGGACUUCACCCGGCGAGGGGCUGAAGCGCCCCCCACCUUCCGUGCCCAGGAUUAUACCUGGGAAGACCAUGGCUAUUCACUGAUCCAGCGGCUUUACCCUGAGGGUGGGCAGCUGCUGGAUGAAAAGUUCCAGGCAGCUUAUAGCCUUACCUACAACACCAUCGCCAUGCACAGUGGAGUAGACACCUCCAUGCUCCGCAGGGCCAUCUGGAAUUACAUCCACUGUGUCUUUGGUAUCAGAUAUGAUGACUAUGACUACGGGGAGGUGAACCAGCUCCUGGAACGGAACCUCAAGGUCUAUAUCAAGACGGUGGCCUGCUAUCCUGAGAAGACCACGCGAAGAAUGUACAACCUCUUCUGGAGGCACUUCCGCCACUCAGAGAAGGUCCAUGUGAACUUGCUGCUCCUGGAGGCCCGCAUGCAGGCCGCCCUGCUCUAUGCCCUCCGUGCCAUCACCCGCCACAUGACCUGACUGCGAGCAGGAUCUGGGCCCGGAGCAGCUGCCCAUGGGGGCAUUCUCCUCCCUGCAAGGACUUCUCUGUCUGGAGACAGACCCCGAUUCCUUUCUGUCCCAGGCCCUCCCAGCCCACUCCGGAAGGUGGGCUUGUGUGUGACGUGCAGCCCCUGAGCCGUACCCUCCUUUUCUCUCACUGGAAUGGACAGGAUCAUUGCACUGACUCUGGGAUCUCAGUUCUGCCCUGGGAGCUGGAAGACGACUAGCAGAUCCCCAGGGACCGUGCCCUCCUUCCUGCCCCUGACCCCAGAGGCAGAGGGCACAGGAAGGGAAACGAGCUGAGCUCAGAUUCAUGUGCCAGCAGGCUGGGCCGCAGGCAUCACCAGUACUGGGCCUUCCUGGACUGGGAAGUCCCUGGCUGGCCCCAAGGGAGAGGGGCAGGGGCCUCCAGGGACUGACACUCCAAGCAGCUUUGCCUUUCCUCCUCCUCCCUCGCUCCCAGAUCUCAUUACCUUCCCCCUCGUUACCUUCACCCAUCAGUGUGAAAGUCAGUGUCACAGCUGGUCUGUGUGUUCUGCUCCCCAGAAGCCUGUUCUGUCAGGCAGCCUGAAGGCCCCUUUGCCCUGGUUGCCCUAAUCCUGGUUUAGCUCCUUUGACCUCCCCUUCACCCUCUUCCGCAUUUCUCCCCUGCCUGGUGGUGGGAGGCCCCAGAAGAGACACCAAGCACAU